GUCAACAGGAGAAAGUAGUGGCAAUUACCUUUACUUUUUUUUUUUUUUGUUUUAUAUUAUUUUUAUUCGUUUACGAUGUAUACGUUUCUAAGUGGACUCUACAAGCACCUUACACGACGAGAGGCAUAUUAUAUUGUUAUUAUUGGGCUCGAUAAUGCUGGAAAGACUACAUUACUAGAAAGGAUUAAAUCUAUAUUCCUUGGAGUACCAGGAUUACCACCAGAAAGAAUCGCCCCAACAGUUGGAUUGAACAUCGGAAGAAUUGACAUUGGAGGCGCUAGAAUCAAUUUUCAGGAUCUUGGAGGACAGACUGAUUUACAAUCCAUUUGGGAACGUUAUUAUCGGGAAUGUCAUGCCAUUGUCUUUGUUGUAGACUCAUCUGAUCCAGAGCGUAUCGAGGAGUGUAAAAAUGCUCUUGAAAAAGUAAUUAUGGAUGACACAGUGGAGGGAGUCCCUGUGCUUAUGUUGGCAAAUAAACAAGAUAUGCCUACAGCUUUAAGGCUUGAACAAAUCAAAGAGAUUUUUAAUCAGAUUGCAGAGCGACUCGGGGCUCGUGAUUCAAGAGUGUUGCCCAUUUCAGCAUUAGAGGGCACAGGAGUGAAGGAAGCUGUCGACUGGUUAUUCUUGCGCGUUCAAAGAAACAAGGCCAAUAGACCGCCCAUCAUUAUCUCGCAAUGAAAGGGGUGGACUUUUCUCAGUUUAGUUUGAAAUUAGAACAGAACAAAAUAAUUAAAAUAAAUAUCCCGGA
Molecule: messenger RNA, 748 nt
Organism: Lobosporangium transversale
Lineage: Eukaryota; Fungi; Mortierellomycota; Mortierellomycetes; Mortierellales; Mortierellaceae
Product: ADP-ribosylation factor family-domain-containing protein
Exons: 4
Coding region: 76-678 (200 amino acids)
Biological process (GO): Golgi to plasma membrane protein transport; intracellular protein transport; protein localization to organelle
Cellular component (GO): Golgi apparatus
Molecular function (GO): GTP binding; GTPase activity
Source: RefSeq, a predicted model, not a curated record